UUUCAUCAUUGCAUUACUUUCAAAUCAAUUCACGGAAUGUGAACAAUUUUGUAACGUGAAAUACGAUUAAAAAUCGCGUCGCGCUUAUAAGAUGGUUAUACAAGAUUUAAUAAGAAAAUUUUUAAUAGUAUAUACAACAAAGUUAUACUUUAUGGAACUUAUUUUGCGAAAGAGUGAAAAUAAUAAUGGAAGAUAAAAGCCAAAGCGAGGUACUCACAAUGAAAGAACCAACAAAAAUAACAAAGCCUGGCGAAUCAACCGACGUCGAACCAUUAAAAUUGAAAGUAUAUCAAAAGAGGUGGCUAAUGCUGAUUAUCUACAUAAUUUAUGCUGGAACGAAUGGCUCUCAAUGGAUAGAAUACUCGAUUAUAACCAACAUAAUUACUAGGUACUAUGGAGUGUCACCGAUGAUGGUUCACUGGACCUCGAUGUCGUUCCUGGCACUUUACGCAACGUUUAUAUUUCCAGCGUCGUACGUGACAGACAAGUGCGGUCUGCGAUGGACCAUCAUCAUAGGCGCCGGUCUCACCUGUCUUGGUUCUUGGAUAAAAACAUUAUCUAUUCAACCCGAUAGAUUCUAUCUUACUUUCAUUGGUCAUUCGAUAGUUGCACUCGCGCAGACUAUGGUCCUGCCGUUACCAGGACGCUUGGCCGCACAAUGGUUUCCCCCUAACCAACUCUCGACUGCCACAUCUUUGGGUAUUUUUGGCACUCAAUUGGGAGUAGCGUUGGGUUUUCUUUUAGGACCUAUUAUAGUGAAAAAUCACAAGAAUCUAGAUGACAUUGGCAAAGAUUUGACACAUUUAUGCUGGAUAGUCGCAAUCGUCUGUACAAUUGCAUUCGCUCUUGUGCUUACAUUAUUUCAAAACGAACCUAAACUACCACCGAGUGAGACGCGGGCACUGCAAAAAAUGAAUCGAACGAAGAAAAGAGAAGAAUUCAUGGGGCCGAUAAAAAGACUAUGCAGAAACAAAAACUACAUCAUGCUCUGUAAUUCCUACGGUUUGAACGUCGGCGUGUUAAAUGCUGUGUCUACAUUGCUGAAUCAGAUAUUCCUCGCCCAUUUUGAGAAUGGAGAAGAAGAUGCAGGCAGAAUUGGCUUAGCCAUAAUUCUCACUGGUAUGGCAGGUUCCGUUAGUUUUGGUAUUAUCCUUGAUAAAACGCAUAAAUUCAAACAAACUGCCGUGACUGUAUAUUUUCUUACAUUUUGUGGUCAAAUAUUAUUUGCGGUCUUUACUUGCAUGGGUAUAAAAUGGAUGGUAUACGUGUCGGCGAUUUUCUUAGGAUACUUUAUGUCAGGAUAUUUAGCAAUGGGAUAUGAUUUGUGUACUGAAUAUACGUAUCCAGAGUCGGAACAUAUAUCUGCGGGACUUCUCAAUAUAACAACCAGUAUUUACGGCAUUAUACUCAUUAUAUUAUUAGAAUCAUUAAUGAACACGUACGGCGACAUUCCGGUGCAUAUUGGAUUAUGCUUGGCUUUGCUGCUCGGUUUUAUUUUGACUGCUAUAACAAAAGAUGAGCAAAGACGACAAGACGCAAGGAAGAAGGCUCAGUACGAAAGAAUCGCAAGAAAUGAAGUGAACGUCAGUGGCAUUCCAGAAAUGAAUCAACUUACUUAUAGUAUUAAUUAAUUGUCACAAAUAAUCUUAUUAAAUCUUUUAAUACCAUAAUAGAUUUCAAAU
Messenger RNA from Trachymyrmex cornetzi, 1682 nucleotides. RefSeq names its product feline leukemia virus subgroup C receptor-related protein 2. Gene Ontology annotation, molecular function: heme binding; heme transmembrane transporter activity. Gene Ontology annotation, biological process: transmembrane transport; heme export. The transcript is spliced from 8 exons. NCBI's taxonomy places the organism in Eukaryota, Metazoa, Arthropoda, Insecta, Hymenoptera, Formicidae. The coding region runs from base 186 to 1631 and encodes 481 amino acids. Gene Ontology annotation, cellular component: membrane. The record is from RefSeq and is a predicted model, not a curated record.